CUGGCGUCUGUUUUCGCCAAAAUGGCUGCGGCCUGUUGUGGGUCGGACUCUUGGAAUUUGGACAUCAAAAUCAAGUCCAUCGAAAAGACCAUCGCCCCCCUGGUGCAACAGAUCAGCACGCUGGUAAGCGCCAAGGACCGGGCGCUGCGCAGCGAGCAGGCGGUUCGAGCGCGCGUCGGCCAGGCUGUCAACCUGGCCGUGGAGCGGUUUGUGUCGGUCGGCGAGGCCCUGGCUGACGACAACGUCGAGAUCAAGCUCGACAUGUACGACGCGUGCCGAAGCGCGCGCGCCGCCGGCGCCAGCAUCGAGCAGCUGUGCGACGUUCGCAUGGACGAGGCGACCGAGGACCGGGGCGCGCUGGCGCGGGCCGCGCGCGCCCUGCUCGCCUCGGUCACCCGCGUGCUCCUCCUAGCAGACACCGUCGUGGUCAAGCAGCUUCUCAGCGCUAAAGACAGGGUAUCUAUAAGCUUGAAUCGCCUUGAGAAUGUCGCUAACUUCACGGAGUUUGUGAAGGCAUUCAGCCAGUUCGGCACCGAAAUGGUUGAGCUGGCUCAUCUCACUGGAGAUAGACAGAACGACAUGAAGGACGACAAGAGAAGAGCCCAGAUGGCUUCAGCGAGGAUGAUCCUCGAGCGCUCCACCAUGCUGCUGCUCACGGCCUCGAAGGCCUGCCUGAGGCACCCGGAGUGCGAGACGGCGCGGGAGAACCGCGACACGGUGUUCCUGCAAAUGCGCCGCGCCAUGGACCUGGUGCACUUCGUGGUCAAGGACGGCGUCAUACCGGAGCUCGCCUGCGCCGCCUCCUCUUCGUCCGAGUACCGCCGCAAGGGCGCCCGCAGGGGCUCCUGGCGCCUCGACGAGUUCGACCGAUGCGCCACCGUCCACAACGCCGUCAAGAUGUUCGAGGACCUGGUGGAGACAAUGCGAAUGACGCUGGUGGGGCCCAGCUGCCGUGAGCGGUUGUCGAGUGCCUUAGACGCGGUGGUGGAGCGCACGCAGGACUUCACCGACUCGGCCUACACGUCGCACGAGCACCGGGAGAAGAUCCUGCUGCUUUGCGACAGGGCCAAGCUUGAGCUCAACCAGCUCCUCAGGAUCGGCGUCAGCCUGGAUCAGGCAGGUUGUACGUCUCCCAACGAGGACCUCGAAAACGCAAUCGAGCAGACGCUAAGGGCGACGGCAGACCUCAAGCAGCAGCUUCGCGACACGGCACUGGACCACGCGGACGAGCUGUUCAAAACGAUGGACGAAGGCGAACUGCUCAACCGGCUGAAGAACGCCUCGCUCGCCGGGGAUCACGCCAGGCUCGAGGAGUACGCGGACAAAUUCGCCGAGCACGCCGAGCACGUCCAGGAGGUGUGUCGGCUUCUCUAUCACGUGGCGAGCACAGAGGCCCUCCAGGUGACCGCCAAAAACACGGAUGCAUGUAUCAAGGUCUACGGCUCCCAGGUGGUGAGCGCCUGCCAGACCCUGAGCACGCACCCGGUGAGCAAGAUCGCCAAGGAGAACGUCGAGGUGUUCAUGGAGGUGUGGCAGUCGCUGGUCAACGACGUGGCGUCGAUAUCGCGAGAGGCCAGCCAGCAGUGCCGGCCGCCGGUACAGGGCCCUGACAGCGCACGAUCCGUCUACAUGUCGCUGCCAAGGCCCGGGCGCCACGGCACAACGAGCAAGCCCUUGAAGCCCAUGAAGCUUGACACUGAGUGCAUCAAUUUGCAGGAGCAGGCCAAGAUCGCCAAGCUCGGCCUCGAGAUGAAGCUGUUGACGUCGGAGAUGGACGCCGAGACGGAGAAGUGGCCCGCCGCCGAGAAUGACAUCGUAGGCCGGGCACGCGCCAUGUCUCAGAUGGCCUUCUCCAUGUACCAGUUCACCCGAGGAGAGGGCGACCUCAAGACCACACAGGAUCUCUUCACUCAAGCCGAGUUUUUUGCAGAAGAAGCCAACAAGCUCUAUAAGGUUGUACGGCAGUUUUCAUACCAGGUUCCCACGGGGCAGCACAAGAAAGAGCUGCUUGAGUUUCUGGACAAGGUUCCCACAUUUGUCCAGCAGCUGCAGUUCACGGUGAAGAACCCAACAGUGGGAAAGGCGGCUACAUUUACCAAGGUUGAUAAUGUCAUCCAGGAAACGAAAAACCUGAUGAAUGUCAUCUCUAAAGUGGUCACAACCUGUCUAGUCUGCGCAACAAAGUACAACCUGGACUUCCGUGGCUCAGAAAGUGGCCGGGCGCACUCUCAGUGUGGCUACCAGGACGAGGAGUACAGCUACAGUGACGGAGGCGGCAGCACGGGAUUUGGGUCUAAGAGCGGCCCGGGCACCGUCAGCUCGUCAGACCCGGGCAUCUGACAGUACGGGAUGGGCCCCCGGAGGCCCAAGCAGGACGCCCGCCGCACUAGGGUGUCUUUUUUACUCUUUUAGGGUCAAAAUCCAAGCGGGACUAAGCAGCCGUAGGUAUGGGUUGGCGAUGAGUGGCACAUGUGGCUGCCGACGUUCACCGCGUGCCUAGCCAAUGUGCGCGCGACCUCAGCAGUCGUAUAUGCCCUCUUUGCUGGUUCAGCUGCGGUUCAGUAGUUCUGCCUUGAUCACCGACCCACACAGCAGCAGUGCCUGACAACAUUUGAUGAUUUCACAACUCAUUUUGCUUACAAAAUGCAUGCAUUGGUAACAUAUUGAUCUUUGUUUUGAUCAUAAUAUUUUUCCUGCUUUUGUACCUUACCUGGCUCUAACUAACCCUGUGCCAUACCUCAAAAAGCUACCAACAAAUCUCAGCUUUAUUUUAAACUUCUCUAAUGCUGCACUGUGCAGUGCAUGACCACAUUGUGUUCAUGGUGUUGCUGAAGAACUGCAUGCUGCUGGUCAGUGGUCAGAGCAGAUGUAGUCCUGUCUGCCCCACUCUUGACGUGCGCUGCCCAGUCGCCGGAAAUGAACUAAAGUGAGCUCUAAAUCACGCUACAAUUCCACCUUUGUGCCCGAUGCACCCAAUGUUGAAGUACCCACUGAAUUGCAUCAGUGCUUACUAGGCCUAGGCGCUUUAAGCUUUAGUGCUUUCACCGCUGGGGCACUGUUGACACAAAUCGUUGAAUAUUCUGAACCAUGCCACUGCUCUGAAGUUUCCGAUGCUAAAAGCCUAAUCAACGCAUUCCCACACUUUCCUGAAACUGUGCACUCCGUCUGCACUACCUUUGCCAAAAGAGGCGCCGCAUAUUCUUCCAAAGCAAGAACCGUCAUUAGCCGUUACCAUAACCUUGCUGACCGGUGGUUAAGACUGCGCGCUUGCACGUCAAGUCGUGGGUGGGUUUUGACCCUGAAACGGUUUUUCUUCCCAUUUUCAUUCCUUCCCUUAUUUUAUUAACUAACUACAUCAUUGAACCUUCUCCUUAAGUUACUCAUGUGGCAAGGUGCCAUUCUGUCGGAGCGGGCGACUCUUCACACAAAUAUCUAGUCAUAUUUUAAGCUAUUUGCACUCUUACAUUGAGUAUGAAGUGAAAAAUAUGCCACGUCCUAAAGUAGGCUGCCUCUUAAAGUCGGCUUACUACAUGUCUUACUGGAGCAGUACUAGUAUGGACUGCGAUGUUGAUUUUGUAAACCUUCUGUAUGGAAUACAUGAAUAGGUCAACUACGUAAUUCAAAAUCUGGGGCAACAAGUAGACUUUAAACUAGAAUGAAUAAGACGCAAUACACAUAGUUUGCAGACUUAAGAACUGCCUGCUUUUCAGUCCUGCAAUAGGCAGCGAGGCUCUUGGUUCAAAAUGUUUUCUUCUUCGCGUUUGCACCUCGCUCCAGAGUCAACCAGUUCUGCCUGUGUGGCUUCUGUCACUGUUUCUGGGCUGCAUGUGGGGUUGACUGGAGCAAUAUUACAGUGCCAGCGUAGGGUAAAAUGUCUUCUGGAAUACUGAUCCCGUAUGCUGUAGCGUUUCCGGGAUGCUGCUAGCUAAUGGUUGUUGGCAACUGGCGCUGCUCAGGAUACAUCAGUUUCGUGUCGGUACUCAGUUUGUAAAAAGAAACAAAGCCACUAAAAGCUUGAAUGCUGCCAAAUCUUGGCUGUGUUGUGUCAGGUCUGUGAAUCUCGUGGUGUUGGAGGUUAGCACUAGAGUUGGCCUCCCUCCGAGUUUGGUGCAGGCACAAUAGGAGACCACUUGAAUUAAGCUGCAGCCAAAUGCUGAGUGGCUUCAUUUCUGUUCACAAAGGUUGUGGAUGAUUGAAAGUGAGAAGUUCAAACACGCCUUCUCAAGUAGAAAUGGAUAAGGCCGGGAUAGCAGAGCCUGUUCCCAACAGUCCUCCCAUAUUGUCGUCUUGGUUUCUCAUUCCGUGGUUUUUACCUUCAAGUACUGAAGCCACCUUCGUCAUUCAUGCUGCCAUUUUCUACGGUCAGUGCACGUUGUAUAGCCGCCCCUGCCUCCAUUGUUUCCUGUAGUGAGAAACGUACAAAUUUUCCCAGAGCGUUGGCGUUCUCGAAUGUUCCCCCUACAGUCUUCCGAAUAUCCAGCCUCUCAUCGUGUGGUAGGUAAUGUCGCAACCGAAGACUGUCUUCCUUCGGGAGACGCUUCAUUGCUUCCCGUUUUCUCAUUUUUCCAUGACGUCUUCCCCGACGUUUCCUCAUGGGUGAAACCGAGGUCAUUUCUGUCUCAGAGAGCCAAAGAUAAAAGCAAUAGAUGACUCCAUGUUGCCUUUUUUUCUUCUUCUUUUCUCACCAUGCAGUUGCGAGGGAGUCGAGGCUCGAUAGUUGCCAGGUGUGAAAUUUCAUGUGAGGUGCUUGCACCGUGUGGUUAACAGUGCACUAAACAAUCUCCUGCUUUCAUCACUCCUCCAGCUCUGCCUGAUAUACAGGUCAACAACCGCAUAGCAAGCCAAUAAAUACUUCUGAGCAAGGGACCCGCACUGCACCGCUACAAACGCCAGGAUACUGACAAAGCAACCCUAGCAGGUUUAUAUAUGCUAUUCCAUGUUCGAGCUUCCACUUGCGCCCCAAGAAAUAUGAUGACAGAAUGCAUAACACUGCUGCCUGCAUCAAAACAAGAAUUUUAAAAACAAGUUCGUUGCGGGUUGGCAUCAUAUUGCUGCCAUAUAGUGUAGGCAUGAGGCACAUGUGCUGCUGAUACCAAGAUGUAAUGGGACAUCUUCAAGGUCUAAAGAGGUAGGUACCUCACUUAAAUGUAUCAAAAGAGACGCCUGCCCACAGAGACUAUUCAGGCACCACCACUUGUAAAGCCAUUGUACUUUUUUCCAAUCAUCACAUAUAAUCUGCUGUUGUGGUGACCCACUUCUGGGAAACAGCGACAAGCCCAGAUGCUGAGGCAGUGUGACUCCACUGCCUGCACUGCAACUGUAGGUCACCAAGCAAUGACGUCUGCUUGUGGUGGCCAUUUUGGCCACUGUGCUGAGUGUGCACACAAUAUCUAUGCGUCGCCAAGUGGCGGUGGAUUUACAGGAGAUCCCCCAUACUGGCGACCAACAUGCCCCAUGGACCCCCGUUUGCCAGCGGCCCUGUCUCAUUUCAAUGGGUAGCUUACCGAGACUCAGCAGUGCUUGAGCAACGCGCCCAGGGAUUCCAGCAUGACAAAUGUGGUUGAUCCAGGCCAUGUAGACACUUCACGAACUCCCUACGUGUAGUAUGAGGGUGCAGGAUACUUGCAGUUUAGAGACGAGGCGCUGGAUACUCGUCUGACUCUAUUUCCUUUUUGAUUGUGCCUUACAAGCAGAGCUCAACUUAUGCCCCUACUCUCAAACAUUUUUCUUCUCAGGCACAGUAAGUCUGAUGACAAGAUUUCACUGAGAUGUGUUAACUCUUGUGCUUUGUCUAUGUUCCUCGAAUUCUUUGUGGUGUGCAAGGCAGCUUAAUCUCAUUUGUUAAUGGCUGGAAAGCUGGGGUAUGACACCACAAUGUCACAAGCAAAACAGUUCCAGCUGUCCAAGAAAUCCCUGGGCGUCGAGCUCAUUUUUCUCAAGGCUUUGUGUCCACAAAGAUCUCGGAACAUAACCUUCCCAAUUUCACUGGGUGGUCACAUGGCCAAUGUUGCCAGAGAGUAUGCCAAAAUGGAAAAGGUGGGCUGAGGUAUCGUUGGCACUCUGGGCUCCUGAGAGGGUGCACUGUCUCAAGUAUACAUCAAAGUCAACGUCAAAUCUCCCGAGAAUGCUGAUUUUCUCUCAAGCGCUCGGAUUUCAUUACCUCCAGAUGGAAGCGUCCUCCUGUUAACCUUCUUCCUAUAUACAUAGAUACACACACACACACACACACACAAACACACACACACAUUAUAUACAUAUAGUGCUCACACGGCUCUAUAGGCAGAGAGAGAGAGAGAGAACUUAAAAAAAAAACAAAUGGAGGAAACUGUCGGCCGUAUGCUGUGAUCGUGUCUUCAACGUUGAUGUUAUGUUCCUCUCCUGUCCUCCCGCAUGGAGCAACACGGGCGCAUGCAGCUAGAAAAAAGAAUGCAAAACCCUGCACACAACUUCACGCGAGGUGCAUUCUUGAUUUUUUUUAUGUGUAUGCUUCUUUUCUGAGUAUAGGGUAACAAGCAUUCAAUUUUAUUCCACACCCAAUGCAGGUCCCUGAUGUUCCCUAUACUAAAGCUUAUGCUCCUGUCAAAUACUCAUAAAGGCAACAGCGCCUGCGAUUCCAUUCGAGCAUUGCCGCCCAUUGCCACUACAAAUAAUUGCAGAUAUCUUAUUUGGCAAUAGCAGUUUUCAAGGACGUGUCAGCAUUCAGAAAAUAUCUCGCAAGCCUUUUUCUUAGGUUGCAUACUACAAUAUUCACAAAACCUUGUCAUGGGCACUUUUAUGUUCAUUGCACGAAUGUGAAGGUGGCGCUCAAUAUGCAAAGAGCAUGUCUCGGAUGCAUAGCCUCAAGGAUGCACAUGGCAUGUUUAACUGUGCUUGGGGUGCCUGGCUUGUGCAACUGAUGCAAAGGAAUAUUGCUGCUUGAUAAUACCGGGAGUUGACUGCAAUAAAUGAUGCGUGAAAAAUUGGAUUUAUAAGUUGUGGCCUGGAGAACGGUGCAUCUAAGUUGCAUUCAUUUGCUUUUCAUAGCAUAGAAUGUUGAAUCUGGCUUUUGUGAAUGUGUUCCAGAAACUGUUGUGCUAAACCAUGAAUGUUGGAACACUUUGAUAAAUAGCAGUUACUAAGAGUGAUAGUAAGGUAUGCCAGAUGGGCAAGACAUGAAGAAAGGUGCUCAGUUACCGUAUAGACUUAUUUUUCACAAUUUUGAUGAGGUGGAGCCCUUACACGAGACCAAACGUUUUGGUCAAAAUGGUGUUGGCACAGCCGGCAGCUACUGCAGACCCCAGAUCCCCAAAUGUAUCAUUGCAUCAGAGGUCAACACACAGCUCUCGCCAUCUAGUAGGGCUACGCGGAAGUGCAUGGCAUGGGAAAAUUCGCCAACGCAUGUGCGCAGCACUGGGGCACCACACGCAAUUGCUUCUCCGAUAGAAAUUCUUCUAUAUUUUUUUUUUUUCAAAUUUUGGGCAGCGAAGUUGGGGAUGCAGCCCUUACACGAGUCUAUACGGUAUAAAGACAAAUAAUUACGAUAUUGCCAUUCUGUAUUAUAUACAGAAUUGUUAUUGCGCUUAUUUCGACAGACUGUUACCUAGCAAGGUCCCCAGGGAAGUACUGCAACAAGAUGCAAUAAAGACAGGUCUAAAAGGACCAUCUGAGACAAGCUA
Dermacentor albipictus is the source of this 7655-nucleotide messenger RNA. It is a transcript of the gene alpha-Catr, whose product is annotated as alpha-catenin related. Gene Ontology annotation, molecular function: cadherin binding; actin filament binding. The record is from RefSeq and is a predicted model, not a curated record. Gene Ontology annotation, biological process: Rho protein signal transduction; cell adhesion. NCBI's taxonomy places the organism in Eukaryota, Metazoa, Arthropoda, Arachnida, Ixodida, Ixodidae.